AUGGAGGUGGUGGGCGACUUCGAGUACAGCAAGAAGGACCUCGUGGGACACGGGGCCUUCGCCGUGGUCUUUCGGGGGCGGCACCGUCAGAAAACUGAUUGGGAGGUAGCUAUUAAAAGUAUUAAUAAAAAGAACUUGUCAAAAUCACAAAUACUGCUUGGAAAGGAAAUUAAAAUCUUAAAGGAACUUCAGCAUGAAAAUAUUGUAGCACUCUAUGAUGUUCAGGAAUUACCCAACUCUGUUUUUCUGGUGAUGGAGUAUUGCAAUGGUGGAGACCUGGCAGAUUAUUUACAAGCUAAAGGAACUCUCAGCGAAGAUACCAUCAGAGUGUUUCUGCAUCAAAUUGCAGCUGCCAUGCGAAUCCUGCACAGCAAAGGAAUAAUCCACAGGGAUCUCAAGCCACAGAACAUUUUGUUGUCUUAUGCCAAUCGCAGAAAGUCAAGUGUCAGUGGUAUUCGGAUCAAAAUAGCGGAUUUUGGCUUUGCUCGUUACUUACAUAGUAACAUGAUGGCCGCAACACUGUGUGGAUCCCCAAUGUACAUGGCACCUGAGGUUAUUAUGUCUCAACAUUAUGAUGCUAAGGCAGACUUGUGGAGCAUAGGAACAGUGAUAUAUCAAUGCCUAGUUGGAAAACCACCUUUUCAGGCCAAUAGUCCUCAAGACUUAAGGAUGUUUUAUGAAAAAAACAGGAGCUUAAUCCCUAGUAUUCCCAGAGAAACAUCACCUUAUUUGGCUAAUCUCCUGUUGGGCUUACUUCAGAGGAACCAGAAAGAUAGAAUGGACUUUGAAUCAUUUUUUAGCCAUCCUUUUCUCGAGCAAGUUCCAGUAAAGAAAUCUUGCCCAGUCCCAGUGCCCACAUAUGCUGGCUCUGUUCCUGGAAGCUCUUCUGGCAGCUCUCCACCUUGUCGUUUCGCCUCUCCACCAUCCCUUUCAGAUAUGCAGCAUAUUCAGGAAGAAAACUUAUCCUCCCCACCAUUGGGUCCUCCCAACUAUCUACAAGUGUCCAAAGAUUCUGCCAGUACUAGUAGCAAGAACUCUUCUUGUGACACGGAUGACUUUGUUUUGGUUCCACACAACAUCUCGUCAGACCACUCAUAUGAUAUGCCAGUGGCAGCAGCAGGCAGACAUGCUUCAAAUGAGUUCUUAGUGUGUGGAGGGCAGUGUCAACCUACUGUGUCACCUCACAGUGAAACAGCCCCAAUUCCAGUUCCUACUCAAAUAAGGAAUUAUCAGCGCAUUGAGCAGAAUCUGACAUCUGCUGCCAGUUCUGGUACAAAUCCCCAUGGUUCUCCAAGAUCUGCAGUGGUACGAAGGUCUAACACCAGCCCCCUGGGCUUCCUCAGAGUGGGAUCCUGCUCCCCAGCACCAGCAGACACAGUGCAGACAGUUGGACGGAGACUUUCUACUGGGUCUUCCAGGCCUUAUUCACCUUCCCCUUUGGUUGGUACUAUUCCUGAGCAAUUUAGUCAGUGCUGUUGUGGGCAUCUUCAGGGCCAUGAAUCCAGGAGUAGAAACUCCUCAGGUUCUCCUGUGCCACAGGCUCAGUCACCACAGUCUCUCUUAUUGGGUGCUAGGCUGCAAAGUACCCCCACCCUCACUGACAUCUAUCAAAACAAGCAGAAGCUCAGAAAACAGCACUCUGACCCUGUGUGCCCAUCCCAUGCCGGGGCUGGGUACAACUACUCACCUCAGCCCAGUCGGCCUGGCAGCCUUGGCACCUCUCCCACUAAGCACAUGGGAUCAUCUCCACGGAGUUCUGAUUGGUUCUUUAAAACUCCUUUACCAACCAUCAUUGGCUCUCCUACUAAGACCACAGCUCCUUUCAAAAUCCCUAAAACACAAGCGUCUUCCAACCUGUUAGCCUUGGUUACACGCCAUGGGCCUGCUGAAGGGCAAUCCAAAGAUGGAAAUGACGCACGGGAAUGUUCCCAUUGCUUCUUAGUACAAGGAGGUGAGAGGCAUCGGUCUGAGCAGCAGAACAAGGCAGUGUUUGGCAGGUCUGUCAGUACUGGAAAAUUAUCAGAUCAACAAAUAAAAGCACCUUUAGGUGGACACCAAGGCAGCUCAGAUAGUUUAAAUACAGAACGACCAAUGGAUAUAGCUCCUGCAGGAGCCUGUGGUGUUGUAGUAGCACCACCAGCAGGAACAGUAGCAAGUUCCAAGGCUGUCCUCUUCACUGUGGGGUCUCCUCCGCACAGUGCCACAGCCCCUGCUUGUACUCAUAUGGUCCUUCGAACAAGAACCACCUCAGUGGGGUCCAGCAGCUCUGGAGGCUCCCUGUGCUCUGCCACUGGCCGUGUGUGUGUGGGCUCACCCCCUGGGCUGGGCUUGGGCUCUUCCCCACCGGGAGCAGAGGCAGCUCCCAGCCUGAGAUACAUGCCUUAUGGUGCUUCACCCCCCAGCCUAGAGGGGCUCAUCACCUUCGAAGCCCCUGAACUGCCGGAGGAGACACUGAUGGAGAGAGAACACACAGACACUUUACGCCACCUGAACAUGAUGCUGAUGUUCACCGAGUGUGUGCUGGACCUGACAGCCAUGCAGGGAGGAAAUCCUGAGUUGUGCACAUCUGCUGUGUCCUUGUACCAGAUUCAGGAGAGUGUGGUUGUGGACCAGAUCAGCCAGCUGAGCAAAGACUGGGGGAGGGUGGAGCAGCUGGUGUUAUACAUGAAGGCAGCACAGCUGCUUGCAGCUUCCCUGCAUCUCGCCAAAGCCCAGAUCAAGUCUGGGAAGCUGAGCCCGUCGACAGCUGUGAAACAAGUUGUGAAAAAUCUGAAUGAGCGAUAUAAAUUCUGCAUCACCAUGUGCAAGAAACUUACAGAAAAGCUGAAUCGCUUCUUCUCUGACAAACAGAGAUUUAUUGAUGAAAUCAACAGUGUAACUGCAGAGAAACUCAUCUAUAAUUGUGCAGUGGAAAUGGUUCAGUCUGCUGCCCUGGAUGAGAUGUUUCAACAGACAGAAGAUAUUGUUUAUCGUUACCAUAAGGCAGCCCUUCUUUUGGAAGGCCUUACUAAGAUUCUACAGGACCCUGCAGAUAUUGAAAAUGUACAUAAAUAUAAAUCCAGUAUUGAAAGAAGAUUGUCCGCACUCUGCUGCAGCACUGGGACUAUAUGAGCAGCCAGCUCGCCUGUGACCAGUAUGGGGAGCAUGAGGUGAUACGUAUGGGAUUACUGCUCAGUCCUGUCACCCAUCCCCAGAAAACUGUGGCUUCUUAACUUGUGACUACCAAAGAAUAAGCAGUUUCAAGAAGGAAAACAGUCCAAAAACUACAUUAUAAAAAAUCUGCCUUACUGGAGAAGUCACUCCCCUUUCCCUUUUUACUUUGUAGAAGCAGAAGUAAAAGUAUUCCACUUGGCUCCCAGUUUGAACCUGUACAAUAAAUGUACUCUCAACUGGAUUUAUGACUACAGUUAUUCUUAACAGAUAAUUAAACAUGAAAGAGAGUGGUGUUCUGCCCAGUUCACAGAGCAUUGUGUAAAAUUUCUUAAUUUGCUGAGGUGUAUACAAGCAAGGAAUCUACACCUCACCAGGCAGUUUGAUAUUUGGCGUGAGUUUGUCUCAAUCUGAGCACAUAUCUUCAAACAGCUCAGGAAGAAAUAGUUUAAGAAGAAGAUAAAGAUGGCUAUUGGAGGAAAUUUUGAAAUCUUCCAUUUGACCUAAUAUGGACACAUACUAAUCUUCCAAAAUCUUUCAUAUUGCACUAAUUUAUUAGAACAACUCUGUAUUGGAUUUGUAGUUUAAAACUAAUGGAGGCACAAUGGACUUGUUUAAAAUAUUUUACUUGAUUAUAUACAUACACCCUUUCCAGAAUUCAUGUAUAGUCUCUCUUGAACUUUCAGUGGUCAAAACUUGUGUUCAUGUGAACCUUUGCAUUGUUUUUACCUGUUUACUGACACCAAUGGAUCUCAAUAAUACUUUGAGUUGCUGAUUGUUUGCUUUCAUUUGCAUUUUUAUUGUGCAUGCAGAAUGUGCAUUGAUGCCUGUGACCUUAGGUUUAUUUGGUCAGUAUUAGAAAAACUAUCAUGAAUGCAAAGAUGCUCUUGAGAAUAUCCAUAGGGUCAAAACAAAGUGGUUAUUAAAGACUUGUUAGUGAUGUGGAGUUUCUACAUGAAGUUACUGAAAAGGAAGUGUGUUUUCUCUUAGGACAAUGGGCAGCUGUCUCCAGCCUAAUGUGUUUUGUUUUGUUUUUUUGAGACAGGUUCUCACUGUAUAGUUGAGACUGACCUGGAAUUCACUAUGUAGCC
Molecule: messenger RNA, 4241 nt
Organism: Fukomys damarensis (Damara mole-rat)
Lineage: Eukaryota; Metazoa; Chordata; Mammalia; Rodentia; Bathyergidae
Gene: Ulk2
Product: unc-51 like autophagy activating kinase 2
Exons: 27
Coding region: 1-3111 (1036 amino acids)
Biological process (GO): autophagy; autophagosome organization; positive regulation of autophagy
Cellular component (GO): cytoplasm; autophagosome
Molecular function (GO): protein serine/threonine kinase activity; ATP binding
Source: RefSeq, a predicted model, not a curated record